AUGAAAAUAAUUACAAACUUAUUGAAAGAUGCAAGAGAUGAAUGGCUUGUACGAACCACGGCCACAAUUAACUCUGCUAACCCCAUCGUGGACAGAAUAAUGGAUGAUGAUUCAGUAGAAGGCGUAAUAAUGACCAACAAAGAAGGGGCCCCGAUAUUGACCAAUAUGAGCGUUACUAGCGCCACGAAUUAUGGCAGAGCUCUUCACAAGUUUGGACAAAUAUCGCAAAUCUACAUUAAAGAACUGAACCCUGUCGAAGAAAUAAUAAUAAUACGAAUCCAUACAAAGAAAGAUGAAAUAAUGGUGGCACCAGACAGUGAGUUCAACAUCAUGGUGAUACAACACGCUAGAUCCCAUCACAAGCCGAAAGACAAGAAAAUAAAAGACAAAUGAUCGACAAACUCUCAAGUUUAAAAAUAAUCUAUUGUUUAUUAUGGCAUUGUUUUUAUAAGGAAUAAACACUGAAAU
Messenger RNA from Helicoverpa zea (corn earworm), 468 nucleotides. RefSeq names its product dynein light chain roadblock-type 1-like. The record is from RefSeq and is a predicted model, not a curated record. Gene Ontology annotation, cellular component: cytoplasm; cytoplasmic dynein complex; centrosome. Lineage: Eukaryota; Metazoa; Arthropoda; Insecta; Lepidoptera; Noctuidae. The transcript has 4 exons. Gene Ontology annotation, biological process: microtubule-based movement. Gene Ontology annotation, molecular function: dynein intermediate chain binding. Bases 1 to 393 code for a protein of 130 amino acids.